AUGGAUGACAAAGUCGACGUCUCUUUGGUGAUAGCGAAGUCGAAGGUGGCACCUUUAAAACCACUUUCGAUUCAGCGUAUGGAGCUUCAGGCAGCAGUUAUGGGAGCACGCUUAGCCCACAAGGUGAUGAGCACGCGCAACCUGCGAAUCGAUAACGCCACAUACUGGUCGGAUUCAAAGACAGUACUGCAGUGGCCAACUAUGGACCCCCGUAACUUACAUCAGUUUGUGAUGCACAGAGUCGCCGAAAUCCUGGAAACAACGCCAGUCCUAUCGCCAGCGGUGGGUCCUUUCGCAGCUGAACGUAGAAGAUGGACAAAGAUAACCGACCAAACCCAGCAGAAGACGUGGAUAACGGGCCCUGGGUUCCUUAAAAUCCAGCCAUUGGCCAAGACCGACAAAGCGGGAGAUCAUCAUCGAUACUUCAGAAAUACGGAAGCAUGUGAUGACAACGCGUGCGAGAUCAGCAGUUACGUUCAAUGCGCACUUUUCUCGAACUGGUGGCGGUUGUAUAGAGCAGUGGCGCUGUUCGUCGAUCGGUUACGAGCGAAACGGGCCAAGCAAGACAUGCCAACCGCCACGACGAUGGACCAUGUGAGCAAAGCGAAGAUGCUACUUUAUAAGCAAUCUCAAGCCAUCGCCUUCGCCGAAGAGUUGGAGCGGCGCUGCACAAAGGAAACAGAUUGGUCGAACAGAUUGAACGCAUAUCUAAACAACGAUGGAGUACUGCAGACUAGAGGCAGACUGAACUCAAUUGACAUAGCUGAGGACGCAAUUAUACUAGUUCCAGGAUGCCGGAUAACUAACCUAAUAGUGAGAAGCUUUCACGAGAAGUACCAUCAUCACGCUACCACCAGCAAGCAAUAA
Molecule: messenger RNA, 867 nt
Organism: Drosophila ananassae
Lineage: Eukaryota; Metazoa; Arthropoda; Insecta; Diptera; Drosophilidae
Exons: 1
Coding region: 1-867 (288 amino acids)
Source: RefSeq, a predicted model, not a curated record